AUGGCCGGCCAUGGUGAUCAAAAGGAAUCUGAAUGGAUAGAUAGAAUAAGAUCUGAAGGAGCCAUUCCACUUCUUGAUCCACAUAACUGUUCAAAUGGUUGGGCUACACCUCCUGGAGCAUCAUUCAUGGUUAGAGGUCCUGAGUAUUUUAUGACAAAGGUUAAGAUUCCUGCUGGUGAUUAUCUGCUCAAGCCUCUUGGAUUUGAUUGGAUUACAAGUUCAGUGAAAAUUAGUGAGAUAUUGAACCAUCCAAAUGGUCGAGUCAGGAAGGUCAUUGAAAAUGAGUUUCCAGCAGGUGAUAAGCCUUUUGUGUGGGCAUUCAAUCUUCAACUCCCAACCAAGGAUAACUACAGUGCUGUGGCAUAUUUUACAACCAAAGAGCCUAUUGUUGCGGGGUCGCUAAUGGACAAGUUCUUGAAAGGUGAUGAUGCUUUUAGAAACUCAAAGCUUAAGAUGAUUGCCAACAUUGUCAAUGGUCCUUGGAUUGUGAGAAAAGCUGUUGGGGAGCAAGCGAUAUGCAUCAUUGGGCGUUCCCUUUCCUGUAAAUUCUGUGUGGCAGAGAAUUUCAUAGAAGUAGAUAUUGAUAUUGGAUCUUCCAUGGUUGCAAGUGCAAUAGUUCAUUUGGCAUUUGGUUAUAUAACAACUUUGACUGUUGAUUUGGCCUUUCUUAUUGAGAGCCAAACUGAAUCAGAGCUUCCAGAGAAACUCUUAGGUGCAUUCAGAUUUUCUAACCUUGAUCCUGCUUCAGCUAGACAAAUUGAGCCAUCAUAUGUUUUGGGCACUGGUAGGUUACAAACACAAAGAUCUUUACCGACAAGAUUGUGGAAGUCAAUAGGGCAGAUUCUUUCAGGUUCUCAAGAAGAUGGCUCUGCUUCUGGCUCACAAAAUGCUAACCACUGA
Molecule: messenger RNA, 900 nt
Organism: Gastrolobium bilobum
Lineage: Eukaryota; Viridiplantae; Streptophyta; Magnoliopsida; Fabales; Fabaceae
Product: protein ENHANCED DISEASE RESISTANCE 2-like
Exons: 1
Coding region: 1-900 (299 amino acids)
Source: RefSeq, a predicted model, not a curated record